UUUCACAAUGUCUAUAUACCCAAUUUCCACCUCAUACCCUCAAGAUCGGCAAAAGAUGAGCCAAUUGUGAAAGAACCGUCGACUGAAAGAGUCAAUGCAUUGGACGCAAAGACAUCGAUAGAGCACGAAAAAAAAAUCAUAUUUCAGUGGAUGAAUAAAGCUGAUUUAACAAUUUUUGCAUAUAAAACCCUGGGUUAUUAGACACGUCCACAUCAAUCGACGGAAAAGUGUGAUUUUGGUGGAAAUUUGUGCAGAGCAAUGACUUCUGGAAAUUAUCUUCUGUGGAUCAGUGGAUUGUGCGUUUUGUGCUGUGCGUGGGGAUAUCCUCUCAGCGAUGCUGAUUAUGAUCUCUCCAGCCAAAUUGAGACAGAGUACGGUGAUCUAGCCAGAGAUGAUGUGGAAGUAACUCGUGAGAAAAAAUCCUAUUCAACCCCAACGACUGUCUGUGUGGAGAUUAAUCCCCAAACACCCUAUGAGAGAUCGUAUAUGAUGUGCAAAGACAAGAGGAAUUAUCACGCAGAACCACAUCGUGGACACUACCAUUCCUAUUUGGGAGCUCCGCAGCAUUUCCGGGCCGGAAGUGGACCUCAGAGGCCAAAAGGAUACCUAUCGCCUCACAACAUGAAGGGUGAUCGCGAUGAUCAUCGCCAAAAUGCUCCACAUGCAUUGCCAGUUCAGCCUCUUCAUCUUCAGGACAAUUCUCAAGGAAACUUUAAUAAGCAUCCCAACAGGUUCAGGACAUUUGAUGACUCUUCUGAAGCACAGAAUAAUUUCCAGGUGGGAUCAUACCAUCGCUUUGGAGAUGACUAUGAGAAUGGACACCAGGAUCAUUAUGAGGGCGGAAGCUAUAGUGAUGGAAUCUAUCUUCAUCACUAUCAUGUGCCCAAUAAGCAUCCUUAUGGAGCAGGAUAUGGAGGUGGAGAUCACUAUGAGGAGGAAAAUUAUCACCAUUCUGGACCAACUUACUAUGAUAAUGGAAAUGAUUUUGGGCAUGGUCAUUCCGGUCAUGGUCACUCAUAUGAUGGGUAUUCUCAUGAUAACUACGUGGGUCCUAAAUACACUUAUGUGCAUGUUAGGCCAGGGAACGGUGCUGAAGGUCAUAGCCAUUAUAAUGCACCAGCCCCAGUUGACCAUUACUCGGGACCUGCUCAUUAUUCAUCAGCCCCUGUUCACCAAUCUUCUGGCCCUGUACAUCACUCCCCAGUUCCUGUUCAUCAACCUUCAGGCCCUGUUCAUCAUUCUACAGUCCCUGUUCAUCAUUCUCCAGUUCCGGCUUAUCAUUCUUCAGGCCCUGUUUAUCACACUCCGGCUCCAGUUCAUUAUGCUUCACCUCCAGUUUACUAUCCUCCAGCUCCAGUUUAUUAUCCACCGGCUCCAGUCUACCAUACUCCAGCUCCGGUAUAUCAUGUGCCCGAAACUCAUCAAUCUCCUGCGCCUGUCUACUAUGAGCCUUAUCCUGCUCCAGCUGCUCCCUAUUACGGCUCUUGUGGACACGGAUGCGGUGGAGGAUCUGGCUAUUCCUAUGGAUCUUCAGCACAUUCCUGUGGGCACAACUAUCUCCUUAGCUGCACUCCCAAUGUAUCCCCAGUUGGAUGCAACCAGCAUAAAUCUUCUGACACUAUCACCGCCCCGAAUCCCAAUUCAAGCGACAAAGAUGAUGACAGGAAUAAUAAAUCUCCAGGAUCAUCUGUUGUAGUUCAGCCGGCACACUUGAGUGGAGAUCAUCCAUCGACAACUACUCCUUCAGCUCCAGUGGUUGGAGCACCGCAGAACGACAACAAUACUCCAUCUGACAAGGAUCAGCAAAAGCCACCAACUGCCAACAAGAAACAGGAGACAAUGGCCAAGCUCAUUGACAUGAUGAACAACUCUUCGCCGCAAGGAAACAAAAAUCAAAAUUCUAGAUCAGCAGAAUCAGCCCAGAAUUUCCGUGCUACAUAUGUUGCAAAAAGCCCCAAUAAUUAAGCUUGUUCUAGUAGACUUGAAUAAAAUAGAAAAAAAUAUUGAA
Molecule: messenger RNA, 2008 nt
Organism: Phlebotomus papatasi
Lineage: Eukaryota; Metazoa; Arthropoda; Insecta; Diptera; Psychodidae
Product: DNA-directed RNA polymerase II subunit RPB1-like
Exons: 2
Coding region: 259-1965 (568 amino acids)
Source: RefSeq, a predicted model, not a curated record